AUGGCUCGGCCUCAAGAACGAACUGCAUGGAAUGAUUCAGCCUUUGAAGACAACCCUUAUAUUUCCACAAGACACCAAAAGCCUUACGCCGUCCCUUUUAUAACAGAAAUUCCGCAGCCGAGAGAUCAUAUCCAUGGCCUACCAGAUUCAGCCUCCCGGAUGGCAAAUCCCGUUGGUACAGGUCCACCCGAAGUCACCAACAGCACCUCACAGGGAAAUGGCGAUUCGAAUAGGCCGACGGCUAUAGCAUGGCAGGAUCCUAUACUAGCCUUCCUCUUUUUCAUCGCAGGUCUGUUUACAGCGGUGGGCCACCACAUAUACUACGGGGUCCUAGAUGGAACUCCCGUAAACAGCGACAGCCAGCAGGUCUGGGCUAUUCGCAUAGGAACUGGCCUUGCUUUCCUCACCCGGACUUGCCUUACCGCUACACUUGGGAUCGUCGUGGUGCAGCAAUUCUGGGCAACGUUGAGGAAGAGAGCCAUGACGAUUGAAGCUAUUGACAGCAUGUUCGGAAUCAUGACUAACCCAUGGCUGUUCUUGAAUAAGGACAUGCUGAUGCAUGCAAAACGGGUUUGCGCCUUUGCUGCUAUUUCAUGGCUUCUCCCCGUAAUCCCCAUCAUAACACCAGCGACGCUAUCCGUAUACUCGCACGCAAGUCAAGCCGAGUUGACCCUCGAAGUCCCCACCUUCAACUUUUCCAACCCUAGCGGGUGGGCAACUUACGGCGGCGCCGGGGUGAUCUCAGGGGUCGGCCCCGAAGUGUCUCGCCUCUUCACGAGCGUCUACACCUCCAACACGUUUGCACCACUCACGCCCCCUUUCCCCAACUCUUCCUACGACAUGGAGUUCUGGGGCCCGUCUUACAAAUGUUCCAGCCUCGAAGAAUUCAGCGCCAAAAAUAACCCACCUACCUGGAGUACAUCGGGCCUCCACAACUACACCACCGUCGAAGACGACUUCUACGCGGAAAUCGGCUCCUGGGCCUCGCCGGGCAACAGCACCCUCACGAACCCGGCGUACGUCUUCAAAGGCACCGAUUCCAAAUCCCUCGUCAACACGAUCUACAUCGGGACGUCGGGGUUCAACGCGUUCUGGGACAACAGCGCUCGCCGCAACGUGCGGCUCGUCUGCCAGCUGCACAACACCUCGUACGCCGUCACCGUCGGCUUCGACAACGGGAUCCAGUCGAUCCGGGAGAACGCCAUCGCCGACAUGGGCUUCCAGAACUGGAGCACCUCCGGCUACGACUCCCCGUUCUACAACGACAACGCCUGCGCCCCCGACCCGUCGGGCGCCAACGUGACGAUCUGCCCGACGUACUACGUCUUCCAGCAGCUGUUCUCCGAGUUCCUCACCGGCAGCGUGACCGUCAGCUCCGUCGGCGACCUGCUCUACACGCCGCCCUCCUCCUCCCCGCAAGCGUCGUCGUCCGGCGCCGGCUCCGCGCCCCUCUUCCGCUCGGGCCUCAUGGACUGCGCCGACAUCGCCAACUCCUCCGUCAUCACCUCCGACGCCGACAUCGACGGCGGACGCCUCAAGACCUUCGGCCGCUGCCGCAACCGCACCCUCGCCGCCGCCGUCGAGGACCUCGCCCGCAACUUCACCUACAGCCUCCUCGCGUACCAGAGCUGGGCCGACGACGGCGUCGCCGAGCGCGCCCACGUCACCGUCACGAGCCUCGUCAACUUCUUCGCGUACAACCGGGCGCUGCUGCUGGUCGCGUACGCGGCCGCGGCGGCGGCGACGCUCGCGUGCGCGGUGGUGGGCGCGGCGGCGCUGAGGACGAACGGGUUCACGGGGAGCAUGGCGUUCUCGGCGGUGCUGCUGACGACGCGGGGCGGGGGGUUGGAGGGGCUGGCGGAGGGGAGGUGGUUGGGGGAGAAGCCGCUGCCGAGGGGGGUGAGGGAGGCGAGGUUGAGGUUUGGGGUUGUCAAGGGGGGGGAGGGGGAAGGGGCGCAUGCGGGCUUUGGGCUGGAGGGGGCGGUGGUGCCGUUGGGAGGUAUGUCAUCUCGAUGA
Messenger RNA from Hypoxylon fragiforme, 2016 nucleotides. RefSeq lists its product as uncharacterized. The transcript has 2 exons. Bases 1 to 2016 code for a protein of 671 amino acids. The record is from RefSeq and is a predicted model, not a curated record. NCBI's taxonomy places the organism in Eukaryota, Fungi, Ascomycota, Sordariomycetes, Xylariales, Hypoxylaceae.